AUGGCGGUGGGCGUGCGAAUGCCUCCUGGGAACUACAACCUCGAGUUCACGGGCGUCACAGACCCCUUGGAUCUCACAGAUCUCGCGCUCUACGCUCGGAUCAUCAGAUCGUGUGGGGCUUCCAGGGAUUUGGCAGCGGCCCGGCGAGCCCACGACAAGAUCCUUGCGACCAAGCACAAGAGCAGCCUCUACCUCAAUAAUCUCCUCAUCGAGAUGUAUGGCAAGUGUGGCAGCAUCGAAUCUGCGCGCCGCGUCUUCGACGCCAUCGAAUCCCCGAACGAGUUCUCCUGGGGGAUCAUCCUGAACGCGAGCGUCCAAAACGGGCAUUUGCAAGCGGCCAAGGCCCUGUUCGCUCGGAUGCCCGAGCACUCGGUUGUGACUUGCAACACCGUGAUCACGGCUCUCGCGGAGAAUGGCUACUUGGAAAACGCGAGAGAUCUCUUCGAGACAAUGCCCGACCGCGACAUUGUCACCUGGAACUCGAUGAUCCAGGCGUUUGCUCUUGGUGGGCGAUUGGCCGAUGCCAAGGAGGUGUUCGAUCGGAUGCCCCAGCGCGAUCUAAUCUCGUGGGCGACGAUGAUCACCGCUUAUGCCAACCUUGGCGAGCUCCAUGAUGCCGUGACGAUGUUUGAGAAGGCACCAGAGGCGAGCGUUAUAACUUCAACCUCCAUUGUCCAAGCAUAUGCCCAAGCCGGGCAUCUCUCACGGGCUAGAGAUGCUUUCGACGCGAUGCCGUUCAAAAACAUCGUGACGUGGACGACUAUGAUCGUGUCGUACGCAGAGUACGGGCAGCUAGAGGAAUGUAAACGCCUGUUUGAGAAGAUGCCAGAGAGAGACAUAGUGGCAUGGACGGCACUAAUGUCAUCUUAUGCCCAGAAUGGGCAUAUUGAAGAAGCGAAGAAGUUCUUUAAUGGAAUGCCAGAGAAGAGUCUGGUGGCGUUUAACACAAUGAUCACUGGAUUUGUGUUCUGUGGCGAGCUUGAGCAGGCGAGAGAAGUCUUUGACGCAAUGCCUGAUCGAAACAUCGUCUCCUGGACAGCGGUUGUUGCAGCAUAUGCUCAGACUGGUCAUUUGCGGAUCGGGCAGAGGCUCUUCGAUGAAAUGCCAGAACGCAAUAUCGUGACUUGGAACACCAUGAUCUACGCCUACGCCGAGAAUCGAAAGUCAAGAUUCUCGCUGGAGCUCUUCCGAAAGAUUGACCAAGAGGGAUUAGAGCCCAAUUCCACGACAAUGCUUGGCGUACUCACGGCGUGCUGCCAUAUGGGGCUGCUGGACGAGAGCCAAAGCCAGUUUCUAUCGAUGAAGCCGGACAGAUCGAUCGAGCCGGGGUCCGAGCACUAUUGCUGCAUGAUCACGCUGCUAGGGACGUCGGGCAAAAUCCGGGAUGCGGAGGAGCUCGUGGAUACAAUGCCAUUCCAGCCGGAUGUGACAAUGUGGACGUCGCUGCUUGGCUGCUCCAAGAUCCACGGCGAUGCGACGCCUGGGGAGAGAGCUGCGAGACAAGCGUCUGGGUUGAUCCCAAGAAACUCUUCUCCGUACUUGCUGUUGUCUAGCAUGAUACAAACCAAGACAGGGUCUUGA
This is a messenger RNA of Selaginella moellendorffii, 1581 nucleotides long. Its product is annotated as pentatricopeptide repeat-containing protein At4g02750. The transcript has a single exon. Gene Ontology annotation, biological process: RNA modification. The record is from RefSeq and is a predicted model, not a curated record. The coding region runs from base 1 to 1581 and encodes 526 amino acids. Gene Ontology annotation, molecular function: RNA binding; protein binding. NCBI's taxonomy places the organism in Eukaryota, Viridiplantae, Streptophyta, Lycopodiopsida, Selaginellales, Selaginellaceae.